Penaeus indicus is the source of this 3651-nucleotide messenger RNA. RefSeq names its product inter-alpha-trypsin inhibitor heavy chain H3-like. The transcript has 15 exons. Bases 96 to 2258 code for a protein of 720 amino acids. The record is from RefSeq and is a predicted model, not a curated record. NCBI's taxonomy places the organism in Eukaryota, Metazoa, Arthropoda, Malacostraca, Decapoda, Penaeidae. Gene Ontology annotation, molecular function: serine-type endopeptidase inhibitor activity. Gene Ontology annotation, biological process: hyaluronan metabolic process.
AGCGGAUUCCCGAGGCCGAGGUGGUGGUUCACAUCCACGAGCGGGAGGCCAUCGGGAGCUACAGGAUCUUGGAGCUUCCGGGACAGGAGGUGUCCAUGGGGUACCCCGGAGCUACAGUGUUCGAAGAGCGACGACGCGCCGGUGAAGUGUGGGUUAAGUAUGUCCAUAUAGACCCGCCCGACGGAUCCGGACAAGGCGUUGACGGUGUUUUCGUCUUUGCGUAUGCGAUUCGGACGCGGCAAGAUGGCGGAGAAAUCCAGCGAGAAAACGACCACUUCGUCCAUAGCUUCUGCCCCGAGGAGAUGGUGAGGAUGCCGACGCACUCGGUGUUCGUCCUCGAUGUGUCCCUCUCGAUGAAGGGGCAGCAGUUCGAACACAUGAAGGAAGCCGUCGACACCAUGCUCGGGGAACUGCGCUCGGAGGACACGUUCGAGCUGCUGGUGUUCUCCGCGGACGUGAAGAGCCUGGGGCUGUUCAACGGCACUCGCUCGCACAAGAAGAAGGUCAAGAGAAUGAUGAAGAGGCUCGAACCGAUGGGCAACUCGUACCUGAACCCGGCGUACCACGAGGCGCUCCGGAAGGCCACUGCUUACGACAGGAAGAAUGUGGCCAGGAAGGUGGUGAUGGUGAGCGAUGGCUGGGGCACCCUUGGCCAGACUGACCCGGAGGUGAUCCGCGCCACGCUGCGAGCUGCCAAUACUUUCAGCAUACCCAUCUUUGGGGUGGUUUUCGGGCCCGAUGCCGACCUCAGACUGAUCGAGCAGGUGAGCGCGGACAGCGGCGCGUGGGCCCUGCGAGUGCACCCUCACUCCGACGUGAAGGCCCAAGUGCGCAGGUUCUUCCAGGAGAUCUCGUCGCCUCUGUUGGUGGGCGUGGCUAUGUCCUACCCGCAAGAGCAGCUCUAUGGGGAGCUCUUGGUUCGGCGGGAAAAUUCAAACUACUUUUACUCAGGCAGCGAGAUGGUCACCGCCGGCGUCUUGGUUCCGAAUACCCCCGACUUCCACCCUGUAGUGACGGGACGAGGGCGUUUCGGGCCGGUACGACUCGAGGUGACCCGAAUCGACUCCCGGUACCAAAAUAUCCCGAUGGGAGGUGUUGGUAUCGUCUCCAGAAUUUGGGCUUACCUCAAAGUGCAGGACCUCUUGGAGAAAAUGGCCGCUUCGGAGGACCCAUCUGUCAUCGUGAGACUGCACUAUACCCUACAGGACUUGGCCACGAGGAACCAUUUCGUGACUGAGUACACGCCCUUGAUGGUGAUGCUUCCCAACCUCGGCUAUGAACUGGUCUACCCGCAGAAGGCCCACAAGAGACACAAGAACGAUUACUCGUACGGACAGGGGCCGAUUAACAAGACCUUUGUCGUCGGCGAUCCCAACUUCAUCGUCCACACUCGAGGAAUCCGCCUGCCCUUCUGCUUCGAUUACCACGGUUACAACGGAGCUUACUUGAGCCUGAUCCAGGACCCUUAUACAAAUAUCAUCGUAAACGGGGAGGUCACAUCGGCGUCACACAACCCGGACCGCACAUACUUCUCGGCGCUGUUCUUCGCUCUCGGUCAGAUCAACGUGACGGUGACGCGAGAUCGGAUCCACAUCGACUGCCUGGGAGAAAACCGUGUGCCUCAGGUUAACUUCAUGAAGAAAAGCCUGUAUCCCUUCUACGACAAGAAGGGCAGACCUUACGAACGAAAGGAUAAGAAAAACGGUAAGAAGAGGAGGAAGAAGCACAAGAAGAAGCCCGAAUUAAGAAGGGGAAUCAACCUGUCGAAACAAUGCAACCACGAGACUUCUUGGGACAAGGGAAUGGCCCGUCUAUAUGGCACAGCGAUGAUCCUGAAGAAGCAAGACAGCAAGCACCUUGACGUGAUUCUGGGCGACGGAGAGGCUCACUUCGCCGUCACCCGCUCGACGAACCCCGACGGCCAGGCUUACCUCGGGUUCUACGUGGAAGGGCAGAAGAUUCUGUCGCCGCAAGCCCAUGGGAUCAUUGGUCAGUUCAACAACAAAACCAUUGAGAUUUUACCCACUGAGGCGGCACGUUGUGGUGAUGUAAGCAGUAGCGCUUUCAUUCGAGUGCAGAGACGCAACCCACAAGGAGGAUUCGAAACUUCCCACGUGUGCGGCGAGCGAGGCAGUCGACACUCGGUCCUGAGCGGAAGGGACGUCGAGUGCAUCAACGUCUCAGACAUGGGCUCAGGCCUCUUGGAUCGACGCAGAUACGACCUUCAGUGUCUUGGCUGCGCGGCCAGUCUGACUUAGGACUUGUGAAUUAGCAGAUCUUGUCUCCGUGUGUGUGUGUUGCGUCCCAGGACUGCCAGAUGCGCGGAAGAAUACAUACGUCAGAGGAAUAUAUUGAGCUUUAAAAGAAACAACUUAAUGUGAAUAGAAUACUAGACCUAUGUAGAAGAAUGAUUUCGGACCAUAUUUUGUGUAAGAAAUAUAGUUUUCAUGAACACUUGUUGCUAUACACCAAUUUUUCUUUUCUUCUUUGUAUCAAGUAUUCUUCUUUGCCACUUCUUCCAUUUUCCUCCUUCUCGAAUAUUCAUUCUUCUCUUCUUUUUUAACGACUUUGUUUUGGUAAACAGGAUAACAAAAAUGUAUAUUAUCCAUUAUGAAAUGAGAUGUGUGUGUGUGUGUGUGUGUGUGUGUGUGUGUGUGUGUGUGUGUGUGUGUGUGUGUGUGUGUGUGUGUGUGUGUGUGUGUGUGCGUGUGUGGUGCGCAUGCAUUGUGUGAGCAUUGGAGAGUGUUUUGUAAAGAUGAAAGUUUUUGAGCUUUUCAUGACAAUCUUAGGUUUAUAAGUCUUCACUCGUCACUUAAUCGUUUUCAGCAACCGACAUCGAUCUUUAUUUUGUAAUUUAAUGUAUAAUAGGAUAUAAUAUAAUUAGUAACUAGUAGAGAGUGAAUGUUACUGUAUCAGUAGAAUGCAUAUAAUACACUACGUCUCAAAAGUCAAUUUGUCCUUGACUUCAGUUUGUAUUAUUAAUUGUGUAACGACGGGGAAAAAAUGUCACUAAUCUCAAAAGAAAUACUGUAUCGAUUAACCCUAAAAGUUCUCGCCCACUAAAAAUGAGGCCAAAUCACGCCAUACUGUUAUAAAUCGAGCGCCAAAGCAGCGUUGAGUUCUUUCCUUUUUUCGCCAUUUUCUUCUCUGAUACAAUUGAAAUCCGUUUACUGUUGUUUCUCACUUUUCGAUCAUAUAUUUAAGACUUCCUUCACUGUAAUGUGAUAAAUAAUUAUCUAAAUCGCCUGUAUGUCAAGCUGUCUCAGCUAAUUCCUCCUCAACAGAGGAAAUGUUAUUUUAAGAUAUAAGAAAUAUAAAGCGUCUAUAAAUUGCAAGAAGUGACGGUGGACAUGAGCAAAGCAGAAAUAUAUAAGAGCAUUAUCUUUAGCGUGGAACAAGGACAAAACAAGUGAUCCACGUUGUUGUUCCACUAGUUACUACUAUGCGAUGAUGGGGCAUAAACUUUUCUUACAUCAGAAUAUACAGGUACAAUCUUUCUUCGGCUUCAUUUUUAGAACUUGGGAAUCAAUCCAGUCGUUGUUUUGUCAUUAGUGGAUUCAGUUUAAGGUGUAAAAUUUAUCCUAAAUAUUAACUCGUGUACAGUAUACAUUUCUUCGGUUUCAUAACAAUAAACCAUAAAGAAAGAGUGUA